Molecule: messenger RNA, 3478 nt
Organism: Archocentrus centrarchus (flier cichlid)
Lineage: Eukaryota; Metazoa; Chordata; Actinopteri; Cichliformes; Cichlidae
Gene: qrich1
Product: glutamine-rich 1
Exons: 12
Coding region: 733-3021 (762 amino acids)
Source: RefSeq, a predicted model, not a curated record
UGGUGUUUGAGGACAUUUUCAAUGAAACUGACGCGCUUUUUAGAGUGCUACAAAACAAAGUGAUGGACAUUGAAUAUUGUCUUGCACGCAUCCGCGACACUGUUGUAGCUCUCGAGCGCAUGAGACUCAAGUUCGACAGUUUCUGGGACCGAUUUGAGCAGAAAUGCAGCGCACUGAAUCUGACAGAGAGUGGAGACAGACAGUCGAUUAGAUGUGAACGAAAACGAGUGUUCUGUAACAUUCUGGAAAACAUAAGCUGUCAAAUGAAGGCCAGGUUCGAUCAUUUUGGUGAGCUGGCUUUCCUUGGUUUGGUGGACUGCACAAAAUUCAGUGAAAUGUCAGAACAUUUUGAUGACGCAAAACUGCAGAGCCUGUCAAAAUAUGCCAGAUUCUUUGACUUUGUGGAACUAAAAGCGAAUCUCGUUGGACUGUAUAGCUCACAAACGGUGAGGGUUCAAUGUAAAUCUCCUGGACAGCUUCUUAGCUUUUUGGCCCAGAAUGAUCUCACUGAAACUGUUCCUGAGGCGACAAAGUUGCUCCAGCUUGUGCUCACUGUUCCAGCUACUACAGCCUAGGUGGAGCGCUCAUUCUCUGCACUGAAAAGACUGAAAACAUACAGUCGGAACAGGACUGAUCAAGCACGACUUUCUUCACUGGCAGUGAUCUCCAUUGAGACAGAGAGACUUUUAAAACUGAGGAAAGAUAAGGAAGACUUCUACGAACAGGUCAUCAAUGCUUUCCUUCAGAAGGAGCGGCGCAUGGACUUCAUUUAUAAGUAAAGGUCCAGUGACGAUGAAUGAGCAGGAGAGUGGGGUGGUCUCCUUUGAUGAAUAUGUGCGGCAAAAGGCCCGCACUGUGCCUCAGCACAGGAUGAAGGAGUUCCUGGAGUCUCUUGCCAAGGGCCCAGAGGUGCUGCAGGAGUUCAGCCAGCAGGAAGGGGUAGCCACCAGCACAGCCAUGGUGUACCAGCAGCAGGGUGCCAACUGUAUCUACACAGACAGCACAGAGGUGGCUGGAUCUCUCCUAGAGCUGGCCUGCCCAGUACAGGUGACCUCAACAGAGAUGUCACCCCAGCUGCAUCAUGGGUCUGAGCAGCAGCUUCAAGUGCAGGUUCAGAUCCAGGAACAGCAGGGCCAAACAGUUGGCCAGGUUCUUCAGGUGACCUCCCCCUCUCAGCAGGACAUGCAGGGAAUUUCAACAGCCCAGCUUGUGCAGCAGGGAGAGCUCACAGAGGAGCAGCAACAACAGAUUCAGGCACAGUUGGUUGCAGCUGUAGCUGGAGGACAACAAAUCCAAUUGUCAAGUGGCCAACAAAUUCAGUUACAAGGAAUGCAGCAUAUUCAGCUGCCUGGGGGACAGCAAAUUCAACUUCAGGCUGGCCAGCAGAUUCAGUUACAGGGAGGGCAACAAAUCCAGAUCCAGACCAUCGAGGCCAUGACUCCUGUUCAGCAACAGGAAUCUGCCAGGGAGGCAGAGAGGAGGCCCAGCACUGUUGCCACUGUUCUCCAACCAGCCAAGAAGCGUAAGGUGGACGUCCCCUUAGCUGUUUCCUAUGCUGUUCCACAGGGCCAGCAAGUGGCUACAGUUCUAGCCAUCCCUCAAGGGCAGCAGCAAAGCUAUGUGUCCCUACGACCAGAUUUGCUCACAGUUGACAGUGCUCAGCUGUACAGCACAACAGGAACAAUCACAGGUCCCCAAGGUGAGACCUGGACCAUCCCUGUGUACUCCACUCCACAGCAGCAGGGUGUAACUCACAUUGCUAUACCGCAGGAAACGUAUAGCACAGUGCAAGUAACUACCACAAACGGUAAAGACAAGAUGUCCCCCAAUUCUACAUUGCGGUCUGCUGAUGUGCAGUCAGUCACCACUGCAUCACAGGAAGAGAUCGUACAGACCCUGUUCCCAGCACAGUUCAUGAACGGGAACAUUCACAUCCCUGUGGCAGUGCAGACCGUAGGAGGGACUUAUAACACUACACAGUCAAUGCAAAUAUGGGACCCAAAUCAACAGCAGAGCCAAGGGGAAGAUGUACAAGAACAGCAGCUCCAUCUGCAGGGUCAAGUAGCCACUGAAGCUCAGGGUGAAGCACCCACAGAGAUUCUGGUUCCUAUGUGUCUAAAGCCAGAGGAGGGGUUGGAGGUGUGGCGCCUUUGGGUGAAGCAAAAAAAUGCUGAAUUAAGCAAACAGGAGACAACAAAGCUUGCACCAAUAGGACGUCGUCAGCCCCUGCGUUUUCAAGAAGACUUGGUGUCCAGUGCAGUGGCAGAGUUAAACCUGGGUCUUUCCCUGAUGACUCAGGAAGCACGAGGAUCAGAAGAUGAGCAGUAUGCACCUGAUGUCCUCUAUUAUGUUUUCUUGUGUAUACAGAAGUAUCUGUCUGAAAAUGGACGUGUGGAUGAUAUUUUCAAUGAUCCAUAUUACACACGAUUUUGCGAAAGUUUACACAAAAUCCUGCAUGACUGGAAACCCACUGUCCAUCCUUUAGGUUAUGUCAUCCCAAGUCAUGUGACAGAGGAGAUGCUUUGGGAGUGCAAACAGCUUGGUGCACAUUCACCCUCCACAUUGCUCACAACUCUAAUGUAUUUCAACACUAAGUAUUUCCGCCUGAUAACACCUGAACAGCACAUGAAAGUAGCUUUUUCUAAAGUCUUAAGACACUCGAGGAAGAACCCAGCUAAUGCCAAGGACAAAGCAACCAGUAUUCGCCUUCUUAAAGGACAAGGUCUACAAAGUGCCGGACAAAAAGGAACUGAUGACAUGUAUGAAGAGCAGAUUGAGGAUCCUGCAAAUCCUCUUCGUUGUCCCAUUAAACUUUACGACUUUUACCUCUUCAAAUGCCCACAAAGCGUUAAAGGACGUAACGAUGCGUACUACAUGACUCCAGAGCCUGUUGUUGCACCAAACAGUCCGAUGUGGUACUCAUCUCAGCCCCUCACAAGUCAGCAGGUGGAACAAAUGCUGGCCCGCAUCCUCGUGAUUCGAGAGAUCCAGGAGAUCGUCGGUCCAGAAAAUGUGAGCUAGAAUGAGGACUGGGCUCAUUGAACUUGUUCUCCAGAUUGUUGACUAUGCAGUAUCCAUCCUGACUAUUACCAUCAAUGGCCAUUAAAAUAAAGUGGAGCAACUUCUGAGGGGAGCAUCAUGAUUACACUCUUCAGAUUUGUAAAUUCUUCUCUUCUUAUAAUGUCUGUUUUUGGCUGGUGGGUAGGACUAUUCAUUCUCUUGACUGCCUUUGUAAGAUAUCACCUCUGUAACCUUUGAACCAGCAAGUGAGCAAGGCUUUAGUCUCACCUCUGCUGGCUCAUGAUUGAGCUCCUCUCAGCUGAGCAGAGGUUACACGUUCCUGUACAAAUUAGUCUUAUAAAUGAUGAAAAAAAUAAUGUAAUCCUUUCUUUCUUAACCUCACAGACUGUUCUCGUCUUAAUUCUCUUCAAGGUACCACUAGUAAUAAUCUCAAGACAAUUUACAGGGACCAGUGCUC